AUGCUUAUCACAUUAACCGCCACUUUCUUUAUCUUACCCUCUCUCUUUCUCUCUCACAUAACCCCCCCCACACACACUGUUUCUCGCAGACACCUACCAUGCACACAAACAGACACACUCUCUUUCUUUCUCUCUCAAUGGCCUUUAUUUUCAUCGUAUCCUUAUAAAUUUUUCUCUUUUCAUCUUUUCGUUUUUUUUGUUCUCUCUGUUUUUGUCAUCUUUUUUUUCUCUCAUCCACAAGUUUGUACAAACUCUAUCUCCCCCUUUCUCUCUCUACACACACAAAGACAAAUAAUCCAUUUUCUCUCUCUCUCUCUAGCAUCCAUAUACACGCAAAAACAUCCCCUCUCACUAAUCUCUCCAUUUUGUCCUUUCAUCUUUUUGUCUUCUGUUCUUUCUUUCUUUCUUUUUCUUUUCUUGAGUUCUUUUAAUUUGUUUCUCUUCUUUUUCUAUUUCUUUUUAUGUCUUUGCUCAUUUUUUUUUUUAUUUGCUUUCUCUUUUUUCGAUCUUACAUUUUCUUGUUUUACUUUAAUUCUAACGCCUAUUUUUUCUCUUUCCUUAUAUCGUUCCCUUUUUCCUUCUCUUUGUUUCUCUUUACAUCUUUCUUUUUUUUUUUUCUUACUUUUUUUUUCUUCCUUUUCAACUCUUUGUUCCUUCAUGUUUUUUUUUCCAUCUAUUUGCCUCUCUCUUCUCUUCCAUUUUUCUUUUUUCCUCCUCUUUUUUGCUAAUUUCCUAUUUCUCUCUAUUUUCCCUUAUUCUCUCUAUUUUCAAUUCUCACUAUAUUCCCUUAUUCUCACUAUAUUCCCUGAUUCACUCUAUAUUCCCUUAUUCUCUGUAUUCCCUCCUCUGGAUAUUCCCUUAUUCUCUCUAUAUUCCUUCUUUUUUAAUAUUCAUUUAUUCUUACUAUUUUCACUUAUUCUCUCUUUAUUCCUUUUUCACUUUUUAUUCCUCCCUUAUACUCACUAUAUUCCUUAUUCUCUCUAUUUUCAAUUCUUUCUAUAUUCCCUUAUUCUCACUAUUUCCCUUAUUCUCACUAUUUCUCUUACUCUCUCUAUAUUCCCUCCUCUAUAUAUUCCCUUAUUCUCUCUAUAUUCCAUUCUUUUUAUAUUCCUUUAUUCUCACUAUUUUCAUUUAUUCUCUCUUUAUUCACUUCUUUUUAUAUUCCGUCAUUCUUACUAUCUUCCUUUAUUUUUUCUAUAUUCUCUUAUUCUCUCUAUAUUUCUUUAUUCAUUGUAUUUGUAA
This is a messenger RNA of Acanthosepion pharaonis, 1242 nucleotides long. NCBI's taxonomy places the organism in Eukaryota, Metazoa, Mollusca, Cephalopoda, Sepiida, Sepiidae. The record is from the annotation of a GenBank genome assembly.